AUGGGAUUGGACUUGGAUGCCCUGGAAUGGCUGCAGAUACUGUGGCAUAGGUUAGUUGACAAGAACCUUGCUAGGCCAAAAGCCCAGUUCAUCCUGUGGAUUGCGUGUAACAACAAAUUGCCUUGCAAAGAGCGGUUGCACCGAUUCGGUCUCCUUAGUAACAACAAAUGUGUGUUUUGCAAUGAGAUAGAAACUUUGAACCAUUUACUGUUUGAGUGUCGUAUUACUCGUGUGAUCUGGAUAUAUGUCCUCUCUUGGAUGCAGCUAACUCAUACCCCUUCUAGAUGGAAUGAGGAAAUCCAGUGGGUCAUGGAGAAGAGCAAAGGCAAAGGAAGUAAAGCUUCAAUUCUGAAGUGUGCUUUUACGGAAACAGUUUAUGAAACAUGGCUGUUCCGAAAUCGGUGCUGUUUUGGUAGAUCUUUUGAUAGUGAGAAUAGUAGAAUAGGACCGAAAAUUAUUGAUACUAUUGUCUAUAGGAGCUGGCUGAAUAUUAAGCUUAGGCACUAUGUUGCGAAGCUAAUGAUGCCAUAG
This is a messenger RNA of Vicia villosa (hairy vetch), 531 nucleotides long. RefSeq lists its product as uncharacterized. The record is from RefSeq and is a predicted model, not a curated record. Lineage: Eukaryota; Viridiplantae; Streptophyta; Magnoliopsida; Fabales; Fabaceae. The coding region runs from base 1 to 531 and encodes 176 amino acids. The transcript is spliced from 2 exons.